Messenger RNA from Ambispora gerdemannii, 1152 nucleotides. The record is from the annotation of a GenBank genome assembly. Lineage: Eukaryota; Fungi; Glomeromycota; Glomeromycetes; Archaeosporales; Ambisporaceae.
AUGCAACCUUUCAACAAAUACUAUCCGUCCGAUUGGGAUCCCAGUAAGGGGUCAGUAAACAAAUUUGUUGGAAAACACCCUCUCGGUGACAGAGCGCGAAAGAUCGACCAAGGGAUACUAAUAGUCAGAUUUGAACUACCUUAUAAUAUCUGGUGUAAUGGAUGCGGAAAACACGUCGGAAAAGGUGUUAGAUAUAAUGCCGAAAAGAAGAGGAUCGGAAACUAUUAUAGCACGCCGAUAUGGAGCUUUCGUAUGAAAUGCCAUUUGUGUGAUAAUUGGAUCGAGAUUCAGACCGAUCCAAAGAAUGCACAAUAUGUUGUUGUAGGUGGCGCUCGUCAGAAAGUAGAAACCUGGGAGCCUGAGGAUACUGAAACUAUACGAUUGAAAGAUGAGGAAGAACAACGGAGAUUAGCAGAAGAUGCUCUCUUUAAACUUGAGCAUACGGUUAAAGAUGAACGAAAAGCUGCAGAGAGUGCUACCGUCUUGGAAAGGUUACAGAUGCUAAAUGAGAAACAAUGGGCAGAUCCUUAUACACAUUCACAGAAAAUGCGCAAAAAAUUUAGGGAAGAGAAAAAGACACUCCACCUCACAAAAUUAAAAGAUGAUGAAAUAUUAACACGAAACGGACUUUCGAUUCCAUUAUUGCCCGAAUCUCCUGAAGAUGAUUUUAUGGCAAAAACGACAGAUUUUUCGGAUAAAGUUUUGGAACAGGCGAAGAAGCGCAAAUUGGAGGUUUCCGCGUCGUCUAUAUUCAAAAGACACAGUUCGUCCAAGUCGAAAAAGGUGUCUUCAUCCUCCGCUUUACGACAGCAACUUGAUAAGAUUAACAAUGAUAAAGUCGCUCAGUUAUCAGCCAUCGUCAAAAUCAACACAAAAUUAAAGACGGAUCCUUUUUUAAAAGGCACAAAUGAUUGGAGCAAUGGAGAUGGAAACGGCGUAGUCACUAUCAAAGACAAAAGUGGCGGCGGAGGAUCUCAAAUUGUGGCAGUCAAGAAAAAAAAUUUGCGACAAUCCAGUGAUAAUAACGACACAGACAAUCACCAUCACAAUAAUGAGAAUAAUACCAACGAUAACGGAAAUAACAAGGAGUAUGACAAGCCACCAAUUAAAGUGUUAUCACUUGUGAGCUCGGAAUAUGACGAAGACGAUUAA